Messenger RNA from Phytophthora infestans T30-4, 905 nucleotides. RefSeq lists its product as uncharacterized. The coding region runs from base 274 to 789 and encodes 171 amino acids. Lineage: Eukaryota; Oomycota; Peronosporomycetes; Peronosporales; Peronosporaceae. The record is from RefSeq and is a predicted model, not a curated record. The transcript has a single exon.
CGGCGUCUAUAACUGCGCACGAAGCAGCCCUUGAAUCGCAAACUGAAGCAUAAAGAAACGCCUCCUCAACUGCAACCUGGGGUUGUGACUGAUUUUAACUUGGCUCCGAUAUGGUUUAACGAAAAACACAAUCCAGCUGGAAGGCGCGUAUCCUUGACACCGCGCUCGACAGCGCCACCAGCAGCAUGGCGCGGGCGAGACAGCUCCCGGUGUGCCUCAACUCAUUUUCAAAUCGAACGUCUUGCGACAACCUCUGCGAACGACCCAACCACCAUGGCCAUGACCCUGCUGCCCAGCUUUAAAACGUUCCUACAGAACUCGGCCACGCCACAACCGCCGUCGCCGCUUUUGAGUAGCGAGUCACGCCCGCAAAGUCCCUGCAACUCGCCCUACGAUUGGCAUCAAGCCACUCUCAUCAACAGCGGCAUUCAGCUGCCCUACUACAGCAACUAUAACUACCGGCACAGCCUGUCGCCCGCGUCCAGUUCGUGCCCCGAGCUCGAGGAAAAGACUAUGUCGCCCAGUCGCCGCACGGGCUUGAAACGCCCGCUACGUAGCGUAGGUCUUAGCACUUCCCCGCUGUCACCCUCCACCCCUUGUGGCAAGGUAAGCAAGCGCGUCAAGAAGAAAUACCUCAAGGAGCGCGAGCGGUGUGAGAUUGUGCGCCGUGUUCGUGCUGGAGAGAAACAGGCUCACCUUGCCAAGGAAUUCGGCGUCUCGCGUGCCGCCGUGUGCUACCUGCUCAAGCAUCAGAUAGAGAUCAUGCGCCGCUCGUCGCAGCACCUCUGAAUAUUAACAUCAACCACAAACGGCAGCUCGAUAGCAGAAUGGAUUAUUAUUAUUUUAAUGAUAGCAAGGAUCAUCAAUACUAAGUACUAUUAAUACGUACAUGUACUGUAGUACUA